Messenger RNA from Racocetra fulgida, 204 nucleotides. Lineage: Eukaryota; Fungi; Glomeromycota; Glomeromycetes; Diversisporales; Gigasporaceae. The record is from the annotation of a GenBank genome assembly.
AUGUACGGGGGAGCUCGUGACGUGUAUGAUAUGUUUAAAUUAGACACAUUAAAUUUAAUUUGGUCAAAGUUUUCUCCUGGGUCGAUGGCUCCUAUAGGAGUUGUAGGAUAUAGUGCCACACUUUUAAACAAUGCAUCUAUAUUGUACAUUGGAGGCCAACCCGGUGGUGAUGUUAAUACACUUCCCUAUGCUUUGUUAGAUAAG